Penicillium brevicompactum is the source of this 777-nucleotide messenger RNA. RefSeq lists its product as uncharacterized. The transcript has 2 exons. Bases 1 to 777 code for a protein of 258 amino acids. NCBI's taxonomy places the organism in Eukaryota, Fungi, Ascomycota, Eurotiomycetes, Eurotiales, Aspergillaceae. The record is from RefSeq and is a predicted model, not a curated record.
AUGACUAGAACAACACACACAAAGGUCAAAGGUGCACCUGAUUACGACGAGGCCGAAUUCUGGGAUGCUCGCUUUGCUACGGGCGGCGAUGUAGGCGAAUGGUUGAAUUCUGGCGAAGCCCUCCUAGAGGCAGUAUUAGCCGACCUAGAGAGCCGCCCGCAUGUUACAACUAGCAAAGUCCCUCGUGUCCUCCAUCUGGGCCCAGGUGUCUCAAAACUUGGCUGUAAUCUACGUGACAAGUGCGUAGAGCGCAACUGGCAGGGAAAUGGCAUUGUGAAUGCCGAUUUCUCGAGUGAGGCUGUUCGCCUGGGCCGUGAAUUCGAAAGCACGAAGGAUUCCAUGCAUGCGAUGCAUUGGACUCGUGCUGACCUGCGCCGGUGGAGCGAGGUCUCCUCUCUUGGUCAACAUGCGCCAUUCGACGUGAUUUUGGACAAGAGUACCAGCGAUGCCCUAUCCACAUCUGACGACUUUGAAGUCUCUUCCCAAGAAGAGCUGUCGGCUAGUUGCCCAACCGUAAUCGACAUUUUGACUGAGAACCCUAGCACCGUACUAUCGCCUGUGGAGCUUUUGGGUUUGCAGCUAGUCCCUUUAACUCAAAAGGGCUCGACGUGGAUUGUCCUCUCAUACUCGACUAUGCGAUUCGAUGGGUUGAAACAUAUGGCCGCAUAUUGGAAGAUGCGGUCUCGCAUAGCAUUGAAAGCGCCAUCUGGCCCUGUGUCUUCUUCCGCCCACACACCAGAUGUGUUCCAUUGGCUGUACAUUCUUGAGCGGGAAUAA